AUGGUGUCCCCUCACAGAGCCCUCUCGUCUCCCAACCUGCUUUUUCUUCUGGCCUUGACCGUGCUAGAGGUGACAGCGGCCUCAGUCGAAGACGCCCUUGCGGCCCUCAGAGUCACCAACGUUCACGCUGUCCGCGGCAACCUCCACCUUCCUGAAUCCUCCGAAGGGUUCGCCGUGACUUGGCAGAGCAGCGACCCGCAUAUCAUCUCGGCCGACGGCAUCGUCACGCGGCAGCCGAGCAUCAACGCCCAACUCGACCCCUUCGAAGGGUAUGCCUUCUCGUACUUCACCGAAAGCAGCCUGCGCGGGGAGAAUAUUUUCUUCGCGGCCAGCGUCGGCAACGAUGCCCUGGACUGGCAGGAGCUAAACGGUGGCGAGCCCGUCCUCCGCUCCGAGCACGGCACCAGAGGUCUGCGCGACCCAUUCCUCAUUCGUUCGCCCGAAGGGGACACGUUCUACCUCAUCGCGACCGACCUUUCCAUCGGCAGCGGGACUUCCUGGGGUGACGCGGUCCGCCGGGGCAGCCACUACCUCGAGGUCUGGGAGUCGCACGACCUGGUAAACUGGUCCGAGCAACGCCACGUACUGGUCUCGCCGUCCAACGCCGGGAACACGUGGGCCCCGGAGGCGUUUUACGUCCCGGAACUCGGCUCCUACGCCGUCUUCUGGGCAUCGUCGCUGUACGACCAGGAAAACGACCCGAACCACGACGGCGCGUCGUACCACCGCAUGCUCUACUCCCUCACCCGAGACUUCGUCACCUUCGGCGAGCCGCAGAUCUGGCAGGAUGCCGGCGAUUCCCGCAUCGACACCACCGUCCUCGAGGCCGACGGCACGCUGUACCGGUUCACCAAGGACGAGGGCGCCGCCACGGGCUGCACGGAUAUCAUCCAAGAGCAGGCCGGCUUCCUGCUCGAUCCGCUCGACGCGUGGGCGGUGCAGGGGUCGUGUAUAGGCGCCGAGGCCGGCACCAGCGCCGUCGAGGGACCCACGGCCUUCCGUGCCAACCCGGGCGACGUGCACGGCGACAAGUUCUACCUCUUCGUCGAUGAGUAUGGCGGUCGUGGAUACAUCCCGCUCGAGACGGACGAUAUUGGCAGUCCUGACUGGAAGGUUUCGAGCUCGUAUAACCUUCCGAGGAGCCCCCGCCAUGGUACCGUUAUCCCCGUCACGGCGGCCGAACAUGCGGCGUUGGUGGAGGCGUUGAACAGCAGGAAGUCGCGUUUCCGCCGCUCCGCGAAGACCUGGGCAUGAUGUAUCGACUAUCUAGGAGCGAACUAGGGUAGCAAGCCGCGGAUUCUGAGAGCACAGUGGCGCGUAAACAGUUGCGAGACGAGUUCACCGAGGUACUCCGUAAGGGGGGCCGCCGUUUAAUAGACGCUUGUCUGCACCUGGUGAUCCCUAAUACCCUUCCCUAUCACGGAGGGACAGACCGAGGCGCUGGACGCCUUAGAUUAUCUGGGAGAGCGAUUCGGCGUGGCCACCAACUUUGAGAAAGGUGACAUUCAGUUUGUGAAUAACCUGGCCGUGUUCCAUGCACGGGAUAGGUUCAAAGAUAGCGGUGA
Messenger RNA from Sodiomyces alkalinus F11, 1565 nucleotides. RefSeq names its product Arabinanase/levansucrase/invertase. Lineage: Eukaryota; Fungi; Ascomycota; Sordariomycetes; Glomerellales; Plectosphaerellaceae. The record is from RefSeq and is a predicted model, not a curated record. The transcript has 2 exons. Bases 1 to 1254 code for a protein of 417 amino acids.